Messenger RNA from Ziziphus jujuba (common jujube), 1735 nucleotides. RefSeq names its product AT-hook motif nuclear-localized protein 1. The coding region runs from base 380 to 1390 and encodes 336 amino acids. Lineage: Eukaryota; Viridiplantae; Streptophyta; Magnoliopsida; Rosales; Rhamnaceae. The record is from RefSeq and is a predicted model, not a curated record. The transcript is spliced from 6 exons. Gene Ontology annotation, molecular function: minor groove of adenine-thymine-rich DNA binding.
UUUUCUUUUUGUUUUUUCGGGUUAUUUCUUUCACCUUCUUUUUCUAGCUCUCUCUCAAAUAGUGUCUGUUUUCAGACAGCUGCGGAUAAACCGGCUAGUGGUUUUUAUACUGAGAUUAGCAAUAAUUGUAAACCGGUUUUCUAGCUUUCAUUUUCUUAGAAAACAAACAGUUUUUUUUUUUUGACAAUAUACAUAUAUAUAUUUUUUAUUUUUGUUUUUAUUUUUUUGUUGCGUCGAGUAGAAAUUUUUGCAGUGUUGUUUAAGCUUUGUUAAUGUGAUAAGAAGAAGCUCAGAGACAGCUUAGAGCUAACUGGGGUAUAGCAGUUACAGUUUCAGAUGCUGGUAACUUUGCUGGUUUUGUGAUUUUGUUAGUAUAUGCAUGGAAGCGAGGGAAGGAAUGAGUUCAGGAGUAACAGUUAUAGGAGCUGAAGCCCCUUCAGCAUAUCAUGUGGCUCCGAGAAUGGAAAACCAGAGCCAGGCUCCUGAAUCCCCUGCAGUUACUUCACCGGUGGGUGCAGGAUUGGCCGCCGGAACAGCAGGGAAGAAGAAGCGAGGUAGACCAAGGAAGUAUGGGCCAGAUGGGACAGUCACAAUGGCAUUGUCACCAAUGCCGAUUUCGUCCUCAGCUCCGCAUGGAGGAGAUCACUUCUCUUCAGGGAAGAGGGGGAAGGGGAGGUCUGGUGGUUCGGAGUUCAAGCAACAUAAAAGAGUUGGAAUGGAACAUUUAGGUGGUGAAUGGAAUGCAUGCAAUAUUGGUUCAAAUUUCAUGCCUCAUAUAAUCACUGUCAAUGCUGGCGAGGAUGUUACAAUGAAGGUUAUAUCAUUUUCUCAACAAGGACCUAGAGCUAUAUGCAUAUUAUCUGCUAAUGGAGUAAUUUCAAAUGUUACACUGCGCCAACCUGAUUCUUCUGGGGGUACUUUAACGUAUGAGGGUCGUUUUGAGAUACUUUCCUUAUCUGGAUCAUUCAUGCCUACUGAGAGUCAAGGAACAAGGAGCAGAUCAGGUGGGAUGAGUGUCUCUUUGGCAAGCCCUGAUGGUCGGGUUGUUGGAGGAGGUGUUGCUGGACUCUUAGUAGCAGCUAGCCCUGUUCAGGUUGUGGUUGGUAGUUUUCUAACAGGCAACCAGCCGGAGCAGAAGAUUAAGAAGCAAAAGGUGGACCCUUUAUCGGUUAAUAUGAUGCCAGCCGCAACUAUAUCUGCUACGAUACCGGUUUCCGAAGCCGACAAAGAGGAUGGAAUGGGGGGACAUGGGCUUCAAAAUUCUGCUACCCCAAGGCCAAAUCUUGGUUCAAACUCUCCCUUCCGGAGAGAAAACUGGGCGAACAUGCACACCAUGCAAGACUCAAGGAAUUCUACCACUGAUAUCAACAUUUCUUUGCCUGGUGGCUAAUCUAAAAACCGUGUCAGAAGCAAAAACCAAACCCUUCUUGCUGACCUAAAAAAAUUUGAUCUUUGAUCUUGUUCUUCCACAAUGUAUUUUGAGUCUUACUACUGUUAUCUAUAUUUUGUCUUUUAAGCUAUUGAACAAUUACCACAGGUUGAAGUAGGGUAGAAGUUUCUCAAGCUCCAGUUAGGUUUUAUACAUUUUCUUAUCUGGUAGCAACAUCUGAUUUGUAGGCUAAUUAAGUAGGUUUUCUCAAGUUGUUAUAAGCAGGGUUAUGGAUGUAAUAACAUUUUUUUUUUUUUUUCUUUUCCAUUUUAAGACUUGAAUUCAUUGGUGAGACGGUUUCUCUCA